This is a messenger RNA of Thalassophryne amazonica, 3839 nucleotides long. RefSeq lists its product as uncharacterized. The coding region runs from base 58 to 3690 and encodes 1210 amino acids. The transcript has 9 exons. Lineage: Eukaryota; Metazoa; Chordata; Actinopteri; Batrachoidiformes; Batrachoididae. Gene Ontology annotation, cellular component: nucleus. Gene Ontology annotation, biological process: regulation of transcription by RNA polymerase II. Gene Ontology annotation, molecular function: DNA-binding transcription activator activity, RNA polymerase II-specific; RNA polymerase II cis-regulatory region sequence-specific DNA binding. The record is from RefSeq and is a predicted model, not a curated record.
ACUGAGCUCCCUUUCAGUGCUGUCCCUGUGAAGAGUAAAAAUGUUGAAAAACCACAGAUGUCACACGUUCAAAGUCAAAGUGAUGAGAGCACAGAGGCUGAGCCUGUAGCCAGCAGCUCAACUGUACACAGAACACUGACAGCACAAGCUGAGGGAGAGGAUGAUGGAGGAUCACAACCAGUCAGUAACUCAGGUCCAUGUAGCUAUUUCCAACCAGAUACUAGUGGAAGUUCAGAAAGUUCUGAAACAGAGACUGAUGACAGUUAUGAGUGGAAGCAAGCCAGGGAGAUGUGUUCAGGUUUAUGCUGUAUGACAAACAGUAAAGACUCAGUGACAGAGAGCAGGUGCAACAUUAAGAAGCUAUGUUAUGGCUCUGAAUGUGAUGCAGGAGUUCAUACAGGAGUAAAACUGUUUAGUUGUUCAGAGUGUGGUGAACAAUUUGGAGUUAAAGGCAACCUGAAGAGGCACAUGAGAAUUCACACAGAAGAGAAGCCAUUUAUCUGUUUUGAGUGUGGUGAUAGAUUUGAACAAAGAUGUGACAUGAACAGACACAUGAGAAAUCAUGCAGUUGAGAAACCAUUUUACUGUUCUGUGUGUACUGCAACAUUCAGUCAAAAGAGCAGUUUGAUGACACACAUUAGAAUUCAUUCAGGAAAGAAAACCAUUGACUGUUCUGAGUGUGGUAAAAUAUUUGUACACAGGGGUGAACUGAAUACGCACAUGAGAAGUCAUACAGGAGAAAAACCUUUUCAGUGCUCUGCAUGUGGUGAAAGAUUUGGACACAAGUGCAACCUGAUCACACACAUGAGAAUUCAUUCAGGUGAAAGACCAUUUGGCUGCUCUGAGUGUGGUAAAAGCUUUAGCCAGAAGGGCUCUCUGAAUGUACACAUGAGAAUUCACAGAGGAGAGAAACCAUUUGGCUGUUCUGUGUGUGGCAAAAGAUUUGUAGGGAGAAGCAACCUGAACAGACACAUGAGAAAUCACACAGGAGAGAAACCUCAUGGCUGUUCUGUGUGUGGAAAAACAUUUGGGGGUAAGAGCAAUCUAAAAAGACACAUGAGAAAUCAUACAGAAGAGAAACCAUUUAGCUGUUGUGUGUGUGGUGAAAGAUUUGUGAAAAACAGCAAGCUGAAGGUACACAUGAGAAUUCAUACUGGAGAGAAAACGUGCGUCUGUUCUGAGUGUGGUGAAAGAUUUGGACGAACAACCAACCUUAAAGUACAUAUGAGAAUACAUACAGGAGAGAAACCUUUCAGCUGUUCUGAAUGUGGUAAAACAUUUGGGCAAAAAGUCAGCCUGAACAGGCACAUGAGAAUUCAUGCAGGAGAGAAACGGUACAGUUAUCAGCAAUUAAGGGAACAGUCACCACCCUAUGUGACAGGCGAAAUUGGAAAUGUGAAUGAAGUGAAGGACCGCGGACCAGGCAGCAAGUGGCACAAAGAGCCGCCCAGGAGGUCCACCUCCAGGAUUCAGGUAAGAAUUCUGGGCCUCCCAGAUGACCCUCUCGAUAUCCCAGACAAGAAGAGAUCGUUUUUCGAACUACCGAAAAGACACAAAAGCCCGGAACGACGUGAUAAGUGGCUGGCGGCGAUCAAACGUGUCAAUGCUGAUGGUACACGCUGGAGUCCUUCGAAAUUUUUGACAAUUUGUUCAGAUCAUUUUGUGACGGGCCGACCAGUUAAAGACCAGCUUCACCCAGAUUAUGUACCAUCACUAUUCCCCCAUAAGCCAGCAGUCCAAGAUACAGCAGGCAAACAUCUGAAGCGCUACAAACGUUGCACAUCUUCAUCAUCCAAGCGCCAUUGUGCAAAGCAGUUGGCAUUCAAGGCUGAAACUGGUAGUGGUGGCAGUGAAACUGACAGUGUGCACAGCAAUAGUGACAACCAUCAGCUGGCUCCAACAUCUAGGUCAUUCAGCCCUACAGAUGAGCAGGUUCUACAGCCUCUCCCAAACAUGCAGCAGGUGUUAGAGAGAAAACGAGACAUUUUCCAUGAGCAAAAGAAAUGGAAUCUGAGUCUGGAACCAAAAGGCUCGGAGCGUCCAAACAUUAAACAGGAAUGGGAGGAACUCUGGAGUGAAGAUGAAGAAAAACCACAGUCUUCACAGCUUCUUCAAAGCCAAAGAGGUGAGAGCAACUCAACUGAGCAUAGAAUGCUGAAAAUAGAAGUUCCUGGAGGAUCAGAACCAACCAUGAACUGCAGUCAUUUACAACUAGAUACUGAUGUCAUGCAGCAGUUACAAGAGAAUAAAGAUGUUCUCCAUGAGCAAAAGAAAUGGAACCUGAGUCUGGACCACAAGUUCUCAGAGCGUCCAAACAUCAAACAGGAACGGGAGGAACUCUGGAGUGAUGAUGAAGAAAAGCCACAGUCAUCACAGCUUCAUCAAAGCCAAAGAGAUGCCAGCAACUCGACUGAACACAGGGCACUGAAAACAGAAGGUCACGGAGACGACUGUGGAGGAUCAGAACCAGUCUGCAGCUCGGGUACAUGCAGACAUUUACAACCAGAUGCUGAUGACAUUGAACAGAUGAUGUGGACUAAAGAAGAAAGUUUCCCUGAACAGACGGAGUGGAAUCUGAGUGUUGAUCAGGAGGAGAUGAAAGACAAACAAAAGGAAGUCUGGAUAAGUCAGCAGGGAGAGGAUCUUCACCAGCUGGAUGAGGAUGAUAUCAUUGAGUUCUCUUUCAAUGGUGGACCUGUACUGACUGAAAAUGAUGUUGAAAAGCCACAGUCAUCACAAGCUCAUCACGUCCAAAGUGAUGAGAGCAGACAUCUUGAGCCUGUCGCCAGCAGCUCAACUGUAAACUGCUACAGGUGCUACAGCUCAGAUGUACCACUGACAGAACAAGCUGAAGAGGACUAUGGAGGACCACUAUCACCUAUCAACUUAGGUCCAUGUAGUCCUUUACAACCAGAUACCAGUGGUUGGAGUUCAGACUGUUCUGAGACUGAUGACAGUUAUGACUGGAAACAGACAGAAAACCUUUCAUCAGGUUUUAACUGUAAUUGCUCUGAAUAUGGAAAACCAUGUCAUCACAUAAACCCUUUAAAGCAACAAACAGGAAAGCCAGCAACGGAAAAACAGUUUAAAUGUUCUGAGUGUGGCAGUGGUUUUGGACGAAAGAGCAGCCUGGUCACACACAUGCAAAUUCAUACAGGUCAGAAACAAUUUAGCUGUUGGGAGUGCGGCAACAGAUUUGGAAGAAAGAGCAACUUGAUCAGACACGUGAAAGGUCAUAGAGGACAUAAACCAUUUGCUUGUACUGAGUGUGAUAAAAGAUUUGGACACAAGGCCGAUGUGGUCAAACACAUGCAAAUUCAUACAGGACAGAAACCAUUUAGCUGUCCUGAGUGUGAUAAAAGAUUUGGGAGAAAGUGCCAUCUGAAUACACACAUGAAAAUUCAUACUGGAGAGAAACCAUUUAGAUGUUCUGAAUGUGGUAAAAGAUUUGGAGGAAAGUGCACUCUGAACACGCAUAUGAAAAUUCAUACAGGACAGAAAGCGUUUGCAUGUUCUGACUGUAAUAAAAGAUUUUGUCAGAAGGGAAAUCUAAUCAGACACAUGAAAAUUCAUACAGGUGAGAAACCAUUUGGCUGUUGUGAGUGUGAUAAAAGAUUUAGGAGAAAGAGUCAUCUAAUCACACACAUGAAAAUUCAUAAAGGAGGGGAACCAUCUUUAAGUCAGGUGUGAGAUUUUUCUAGUUUCAGCAGAAUUCUAACCUUUUCCUUUUCAAAAUAUCAUUUCUGACAUCAGCAUCAUAAUGUCAUAGCAAGCAUAACAGGACAAGUUGAAAAUAUUUUAGCUGAAUGACAGAAGUGGGGGUUAAUAAAUUAAUCAAA